Trichosporon asahii var. asahii CBS 2479 is the source of this 1455-nucleotide messenger RNA. RefSeq lists its product as uncharacterized. The record is from RefSeq and is a predicted model, not a curated record. The coding region runs from base 1 to 1455 and encodes 484 amino acids. Gene Ontology annotation, molecular function: protein binding. The transcript has a single exon. NCBI's taxonomy places the organism in Eukaryota, Fungi, Basidiomycota, Tremellomycetes, Trichosporonales, Trichosporonaceae.
AUGUUGCAGCUACCGGCAGAGCUGAACCUCAUGAUCGUUCGACAGCUGUCUCGCGAAGACCUGUUCAGUCUCUUCUUCGUCUGCAAAGAGCUCAAGGCUUUCAUUCACCCCCUCUUCUAUGAGCACCUGCUGUAUACCAGUAUGGGAUUCGCGUUUCCCCACGCGCCCAACGCAUACCCCUUCCUCGACAUACCCAAUCUCCGCGUUCGGGACCCCGUCUCUGCUGAGGAGCGUGAGGACAUCAUGAAACGAGUGCGCUCAAUCACAAUUGCCCGGCACAAUCAUGAAGAUUGUGCAGGUUGGCCGAAGUUUCAAGAGCACGGCAGCUUGGAAGCCAAGGCGGAGCUCCUCUCAAUCGAGCUGGCCGGUCCAUCCCCUGAUGGCAUCGCCGAGUGUCACGAACGCGUUUGGCCUCCCGACUGCGACAUUUGCGAAGAUGACCCGGACCAUCGGUACUCUCACGAGAAUAUCGGCCAUCCGUUCCCCACCUGUGCCUUUGUGGAGAGCCUCGGCAAGUCGACUGCGGAGACGAUCGUCAUCAAGAACUAUCCUAUCCUUUCAGAUGGAGUCAGGCCAGACUUCCUUUGUGAGGUAAUCAACUCUGCCUCGCACUUCGUGAUCUUACUUGAACCCCAUUUCUUCAAAGUUUCUCAAUUCAGCGAUACCUAUGAUUAUCUCUACUUCGACGAAUACCCAGAAGACGACUGUCCAUACGGCUUCCGCGCUGUGAAAACGCUUCUGAGUAUAAUCCCCCCCGACGCCAAGGACGUAACGCUCAUUUUCAAGACACGUUCGCCUGAAAUUGAGUGGGCACCAGACUGCAUACACUACGGCUCUCGCGGGGACUGGCAUGACGACGGCUGCUCGCAGUGUGCCUGCUCUUGUGACUCUGACGGGUGGGACAGGUGCAGCGAAACCAAAUCCGCGAAACAGCGUUCAUGUUGGCAGUCCUCAGUCUUGAGCAAGCUUGCAAGCGGCAUUGCUGCCUCGAAGGCCCGCUUCACGCUUGUGAACUAUUCGUCCAUCAUUCCCGAUGGAGCGGAGCGGGACAAGGCUCUGCGUGCACUGAAGAGUGGCAAGCGUAUCACAGUGCGCAAAAAGCUCGCGCGUGAGCUGCGCAAGGCGUGCAAGUCACAGGAAGACUUCGAGGCGCGUCUCGCUGACGUCCGAUUUGUCUCGAUGGAGAGCUGGAUCUGCUCCGGUGCUUGGGAGGACAUCUUCGAGCGCAAGGAACUGGAUGCUUGGUUCGAACACAUCGCAGAGAAGAAGGAGGCUAUGGAAGCGGCCGCGACGAAGGAAUCUAAGCUGGCCUCUGCUGCUGAAGGGAAGGAGGAUGCUAUCGUCGAAACGGUCAUGAAGGAGCAGCCGAAGCUCGUUUCUGCAGCUGAGGAGAAGGAGGAAGCUGCCGUCGAGUCUGCUGCUCCGCCCAAGAGCACCGAGUCUGCGGCAGUUUGA